Heterocephalus glaber (naked mole-rat) is the source of this 2983-nucleotide messenger RNA. It is a transcript of the gene Cxcl12, whose product is annotated as C-X-C motif chemokine ligand 12. The record is from RefSeq and is a predicted model, not a curated record. Gene Ontology annotation, biological process: chemotaxis; immune response; defense response. Gene Ontology annotation, cellular component: extracellular region. Lineage: Eukaryota; Metazoa; Chordata; Mammalia; Rodentia; Bathyergidae. Gene Ontology annotation, molecular function: chemokine activity.
GAGGCUGGAGCGCUCUCCUCCGCCCUCGCCGCCGUCUGUCCAUCCGUCCGUCCAUCUGUCCGUCCACCCGCCGGUCCCCAGCCGCCCGCGCCAUGGACGCCAAGGUCGUCGCCGUGCUGGCCCUCGUGCUGGCCGCUCUCUGCCUCGGAGACGGGAAACCUGUCAGCCUGAGCUACAGAUGUCCCUGCCGCUUCUUUGAGAGCCACGUGGCCAGAGCCAAUGUCAAGCACCUCAAAAUCCUCAACACUCCGAACUGCGCCCUUCAGAUUGUCGCCAGGCUGAAGAGCAACAACAGGCAGGUGUGCAUCGACCCGAAGCUGAAGUGGAUCCAGGAGUACCUGGAGAAGGCUUUAAACAAGAGGUUCAAGAUGUGAGAGGCGGUGAGACGCCUGCGAACCUUACAGGAGCCCAGGCCUGCAGUCAGUGCUAGGGAGGGGCCGGUGCCCUGCUCUCAGGCAGGGCCGGACACAAGGCCAAGGGCUUCCUUUGCACAGCUCCCCUUCCCUCGCCAUUAAUUAUGUAGCAGAACUCGUGGUGUUUAUUUCUCAUUUAGUUUGAUUAGCCAGUGUUACCGUGGCUUGAGCUAAGGCCAUUAUGUUAUCUGCUUUAUUAUAAUAUCUUUCCUGUAUCCUAGGCGAGGUGGGAGGCUUCCCUUGUCCCAGAGGGACCAGGUGUGCCUCCUCCCCCAGAGAGUGAACAGCAGGGCUCCCCCAGGCUGAGCAGGCCAGGCCAGGGCAGAGACCCCUUUCCUGCUGCUCCCUCUACCCAUUGCUGCGCUCCUCAUUCUGUGUCUCACCCAUCCAUCGUCCUGUGUCUCACCCAUCCAUCGUCCUGUGUCUCAAGAUUGUCUCCAUCAUGCUGGAAAGGACGCUCUUCAGACAAAAGCUUUCAUUCUGACUUGGCACCAACGGGGAAGCAAGAGUACCCAUGAAACACUGUACGCACCUGCCUCGUCUGGAGCACUGUCACCUUCUACUUCUGUGUCUGCUCACGGCCAGUGUCCUCCCUGCCUGUGACCCCUGUCUUGGUGCACACACUUCCCCCUCCUGGUGUGCAAAGGCUGAGCAUGGGAAGAUGCUCUCAGGCCUCUUCGAGGCUCCCAGUGUGAGCUGCAGCCAACUGGAGCAGCCUCAGUGUCCCCAUGGGACCAGCAAAUGGAGCCCGAGGGAAUGCAGGCCACAGCAGCACUGACCCCAGCACUGCUGACCCAAGAUGCUGCUGCAGCUGCUGCUGUCUGGACUGCAGAGUUCUGGCUCAGCAUUGUUUGGGGAGUCACAAGAAUUUUCCACCUUUGUAUUAUUAUUUUCAGGACACAACCCGUAACAAUCAAUCCCAGAGUGAAGACUCCUCCCCUGUUAAUAUCUGACCUCACCCCCAGCAGGGCUGUCUUUCCUUACACCCAGGGUCCAGUGUCCAGCAAAGCAGGCAUUCUUCCAGGAAAGGGUUAGAAGUCCCUGGAUUCGAAGUAUUGCCCUCUGACCCCGAGCAACCUGUAUGUGAGGCUCCUUAACACUGCGGGCUUGCAGGGCUUCUGUCUCCUUUCCCUGCAGUCAUCUCCCCAGGCCUAAUGGAGACACCAGUGAGUAUCAUUAAAUGAAGAAGAGGCCGAAAGGAAGAGCAAUCCUGAGUCAGGGUAUUUGCGAUUUUAUCAUUUGUUGUCAGUAAUACCGCUCAGGCCUCACCAUAAAUUGAUGCUUCAGAGCAGAAUGCAAAUCCACCCACCAAAAGUUUCCUCUAACUUCAACAAUUGAAAUUCUCAAACCAGCCAAGUUAAAUUGGAUAAAAAAGGGGUCAGGGGAGAUUUAUUAGAUCCCAGCAUUACAACUAAUUUCAAAACCGCCUUUUGAAAUUGACCCAAAACUACAGUACUUCUAAGUUAUCCAUAGAACGACCAAACUUGUGGAUGGCCACUUUCCAGGUAAUCCAAGGUGUUUAAACCCCUCUGAACAUUCAGAGCCUCUUCCCUUGGAACCCAAGGCCCAGGACCAUCCAGUCAAACCUCCUGCUCCCAGGAGCAAGCUGAGCUCUAUAUAACUGCAGUGAAGCAGUCACCUCUGUGUCUCCUCCCCAGGCAGGGGAGCAGGGGCACAUUUGUGUGACAAUUCUCCCCAGAGGAUUUGCCCCUGCAUGGAGACUGACUGGCUGAGGCAAAUCCGCAUUUCAAUAGUCUAUUUGCAAAGGAAAAGUGUCCCCACCCUAAUCCCUUUGCUUUAGAGUCAAGUGCACCAGGGAGCUGUGACUGGGGACACGGCUGCCCCCACAUUCCCUGGCCUCUGUGACCCAUGCUUCUCAGCUGCCAGCCUUUGCACCAGAUGGGAAGGGGCUGGGGCCAUGAGUGUGUUGUGUGUAGGUGUCCGGAUCUUUGCCUUGUGUCUUUUGCACCAUUGUCUGUCCUCCUCUGCCAGCCACUGAGACACCAGAGAGGGUGUAUCCACCCUGGGAGAGGAAGGAAGCUCAGCCCUGAAGAGCACAGGUAGUCUGUGUGUCCAGGUCCAGAGACCUGAGCCCCCUCCCGAAGGACCCCAUCUGCCCCUCCACGGUGAUUCUUGUCUCUGCAUUUUCACCUGUUAGGGGCUUCAGAUGUGGGAACUGACACCUUUCCCGGGGUUGGGCCCCUGAUUCCUUAAGCAGUUUCCCUGAUCAUUCUGAAGAAAGCCCAUCCCAGAAAUGUUCCCCCAAAUCUCCAGAUCCCCCAGGCUGGCCAUGGCGCUGCUGGGUCUCGGUUUGUAGCCUCAUUGGGCUCUUGGUGGCUGAGCAGGGCUGGGCUCCGUGUUCAAUGUAACAAAUACUGUAUCUGUGUUGUCAGUCACACCUCCCGAUAAUGUGAAGCCGGUCCAGGAGAAGGCGUCCCUUGCAAAUGUGUGCUUUAAAAACUAAGUAACAAGUCUUUGAGAAGCAGCAAUUUCUACUUUGAAGUCAUAUCAGUUCGAAAGAUGUCUGUGCACUUAACAUUUUCCUAAUAAAAAUCUGUAUUCUGAUGGAA